AUGUCGCCAGGAAAGGAUACCUCAGCUGCCAGCCCACCUCCCGGCUGCCCUAUGCACCAAGCCAACGCUACGCCUGCACCCGCACCUCCCAAGCCAGCACCACCACCAGGCUGCCCUAUGCACCAGGACGCCACACCCCUCAACCCUGAUAACAACAUUCCUGCCCUGGCCCAGUCCCCCUUCCCCGACCAAGAGAUACCCCUCCCCACCGAGCGAGUCAUUUCCUCGAUCCCCCGCGCAAAGACCGAGGACGACUCCAAGUGGGAGUACCCCUCCCCCCAGCAGUUCUAUAACGCCCUUCGUCGUAAAGGAUGGGAGACUCCCGAGAAUGCGAUCGAGACCAUGGUCGAUAUUCAUAACUGGAUGAACGAGGAGGCUUGGGCUGAGGUCAUGAAGUGGGAGAAGGAGUACUCUGGUACCUGCUGCGAUCCCAAGUUGCUCCGUUUCCAGGGUCGUCCUCAGGAACUUAGCCCAAAGGCCAGGAUUAUGAGCUUCUUCGGUGCUCCCAAGCCUUUCGAUCGCCACGACUGGGUUAUUGACCGGUGCGGCAAGGAGGUUCGCUAUGUGAUCGACUACUACGGAGGCGAGGACGAUGUCGUCAACGAUGUCCCCGUCUUCCACUUGGACGUCAGACCUGCGUUGGACUCUGUCGAGAGCGCCAUGGAUCGUCUCAAGUUUGGCGUCCGUGAAGCCUUUGCCCGCUUCAAGGGAGAGGAUGCCCAGGCUUCCACCAAGACCGCUUAA
Molecule: messenger RNA, 744 nt
Organism: Linnemannia hyalina
Lineage: Eukaryota; Fungi; Mortierellomycota; Mortierellomycetes; Mortierellales; Mortierellaceae
Source: the annotation of a GenBank genome assembly